CCUUUAAAGAAACAUGUUGAGUGAUUUUUUUUCCCCACCCGCUCUUAUCUAAACGGAAAGUCAAUUCAGUUUAAUCUUCCUAGGCUGUGGAAUAAGUGAGUUCGCAUGUUUUGCGAGGUCAACCUUUUCAUGUCGAUGACUGAGGGGGCGUGUCGCAGAAGCCGCCGGCGUGACAGACUUGACGUGAACCUGCUAACAAGAAUAAUGACCAUGGACGUCAUCAAUCUAGUGACUUGGAUUUUUCUUUCACAGCUUUGAAUAUAACCCGGAGGGAGCUUUGUAAAUCUUUGUAAAAUGUGCAUGGCAUCAUGAAAUUUUCCACAGGAUCUUCUUGGACAAACGCAGAUUUAACCGUCAUCAGAGUGAACAAGCCAAGUUCACAGAUACCAAAGGUCAUCCACCUGCUCCUACUAUUCACAGGUCUCGCUUCCUGGACUGAACCCUCCACGACGCCGCCUCAUGUGACUUCAGAACACUACUUAGUAGAUAUCGCUAUCAAAGUGACGGGCCCUGCGAAGAAUGAAUCAGAAAUUGCAUCCUGGCUCCAGGAUGUGUUCCAAAACAAUCUGGGAAGCUGUGUUUUUUCCCACACUGAAACCACAGCUUUACCACCUCCGUUUCAAACUACAUCUGCAAACUCUUCAGCGGGGACGACGACGACGACGAUAAACGAGACUCAUGGCACCAACACAACCGCAGCCACUUUUAAUAACACGUUACAAAGCAACACCACCGCCGCGGCUACGACCGCGUUACCAAACACUACCGCAGCCACAACCAUUUUGCAAAAUGAUACAACAGUAGCCACAACUACACUACAAAACAAUCCGACUGCAGCGACAACCCCAUUGCCAAACAGCGACACGACUACAGCGACGAGCACCGUGCAAAUCUUUGGCACAGCUGCAGCUACAACGUUAGCAAAGUCUGACUCAACUGGAGCUAUUGCCACUGUAGCAACUACCAGUGAUGCUGGUAGCAACACAACAAGGAUUAUCAGAACCAAGAGGGCAGAAAAUAAGCCCAACUCAAACAAUGCACAUUUCAUUCAAAAAAACAUGCUGAGGAACACGGAUGGCUUAAUUCAGGGAGUUGACGUUUCCUGUGCAAAGAAGACGGAAAUAAGAAAGACCAACUGCUCGGCGGUUCUGGUGCUGAGGCAGAAGGUGUCGCCGUGUUGCAUCCUGCAAACAAUCUGUGCCGCCAAUCCAACUUCCUCUGACAUCCGCGCAGUGCCCAAAAGAACCAAUCUCUUGAGUCCCCUAAACGAUACCUGCAACAGCGAUCACCUGGAUGAAAAAAGCUGCGUUUAUACACCAAAUGCAAACAAUUCAAAAUGUGAAGACUCGGCGUUCGCCGCACCUCCGUGUGCUACAGCGACCCCAAAUGUGACGACCGCACAACCAAACACGGCCUCCAGUAAUACGACAUCAUUCCCUCACGUCUCCACCGUCUCACCUAAUAAUGACACGGAGAGCCAAGCCAACGCUCUCCUCGAGCUGUCCGCCAAUGUGUCCAGACUGAACUCCAGCCAGGUGGAUCAGCUGGUGUCUCAGUUGGAGGACCUGUUGUCGGGCCCCAAUAUCAGCCUGGCUCUGGCGAACACCACCGUCCACAUCGUCAGCAAUCUGUUGGACGCCCCUGCAGAGACACUGGCCAGCUCCUACAGCAGAAUUAUAAGCAUGGUUGAUACGGUGGGCCUCAAAUUGGUCCUUGAAGCAGAAACGGAAACUCUCUUGUCGCCAGCUUUGGCUCUGUCCGUCAAAGCGGUGGAUGGAAGGAAUUUCCAACAAGUGCUUUUUUCCAUCUCCGACCCCAGCAACGCACAGGUCCGAGUCGAUCCCAAGUUUCCAAGGAUUGUGAGGAACAACUCCUCCAUCCCUCAGGGCUCCAUCACGCUGCCCGCCUCCCUCACCCAAAACCUCACCUCGGAGGAGCAGCAGAUGGCAUCCAGAGUCCACUUCAACUUUUAUCAGAAAAGCUCAGUAUUUCAGGACGCAUCUUUAGGAAAACGUCGACUCAACAGCGGGAUUCUGGGAGCGAGUUUGGCCAACUUGACAGUCGCGGGACUCCGGGAGCAAGUUGUGAUUAGCCUGAGGAACGUGGAGCCCAUUCCCGCUAAUUACGUGGCGACAUGCGUCUUCUGGGACUUUGCGUUAAAUGAGCGAUCGGGCGGCUGGAAUACAAACGGCUGUUAUGUCCACAACAGCACAGACGAGGUGACAGUUUGUGGCUGCGACCAUCUCACGAGUUUCUCGAUCCUGCUGGACCUCGCCAGGGAGCCUCUAACCAGUCGAGCGAACGCCACCAUUUUGACCUUCAUCACAUAUAUCGGCUGUGGGAUCUCCGCCAUUUUCCUGGCAUUGACGCUCCUCACAUACUUGGCCUUUGGGAGCAUUUCUCAGACCAGUCGGAUGACUGAUUCGCCUCAGCGGGCCGACAACUACGGACUGGUGUCGUACGGGAGGUUUUCUGACGGCACAAGUGACGACUUCUGCUGGCUAAAAAACGAUAUUGCCUUCUACGUGGCGGUGGUGGCCUACUUCUGCGUCGUCUUCCUGUUCAACUUGAUCGUGUUGGUGGUGGUGCUGGUCCAGCUGCAGAAGAUCAAGCGGCAGAACCCGCACAACUCGCAGCACCGCUCCACCGGCCAGGACGUGCGCAGCGUGGUGGGCGUGACCAUCCUGCUGGGCCUCACCUGGGGCUUUGCCUUUUUCGCCUGGGGGCCCGUCAACCUGCCCUUCAUGUACCUCUUCGCCAUCUGUAACGCCUUCCAAGGUUUCUUCAUAUUUGUGUUCCAUUGUGCGGUGAAGGACGUGGUGAGGAGGCACUGGCGGGCAAACCUCUGUUUCGGAAAAAUGAGGCUAGCUGAGAACUUGGAAUGGAGUCGCACGGCAACGCAGAUGGUGAAGAGAGCCUCAGUGAGCGGACCGCCGUCCAACAACUCAUCGGCUUUCCUCCGUCACAACUUGGAGCAGACUCACGGCAUAGGAAAUCCGUUGGAAGACAGAAUCAUCACCGCUGACGAAGAAUCCCGCUCGGACGUCGUUCUUGACGACAGGGAGCAGGGAAACCAUCAAAUGCCCUCACGCACACAUUCGUAUUAUACUUAAUAAGCAAUAUUGUCAGUUUUUUAAAAGACCGUUUUUUUAUAUUUGCGCUUGUCAGAAUCCUUAAAAGCUGAAACGCACACUUUGUUCUUUCAGAGUUUGUGACACAAACGCAUGCAUUCAUCCGUGAGGAUUCGUUCCCCAAAAGUAUUCACCACCAAAGCACUUUAGGCGUCAAGAAGAUUUGGAGCAAGCACUUUAACCUUCUCACACAUUCUAUUUUGUUUAUUCCUGAACAAAGGGUAUUUGUUGAAGAGGGUUUUUAAAAA
Hippocampus comes (tiger tail seahorse) is the source of this 3379-nucleotide messenger RNA. Its product is annotated as adhesion G-protein coupled receptor G2-like. NCBI's taxonomy places the organism in Eukaryota, Metazoa, Chordata, Actinopteri, Syngnathiformes, Syngnathidae. Bases 309 to 3113 code for a protein of 934 amino acids. Gene Ontology annotation, molecular function: G protein-coupled receptor activity. The record is from RefSeq and is a predicted model, not a curated record. Gene Ontology annotation, cellular component: plasma membrane. The transcript has 23 exons. Gene Ontology annotation, biological process: adenylate cyclase-activating G protein-coupled receptor signaling pathway; cell surface receptor signaling pathway.